Messenger RNA from Notodromas monacha, 237 nucleotides. The record is from the annotation of a GenBank genome assembly. Lineage: Eukaryota; Metazoa; Arthropoda; Ostracoda; Podocopida; Cyprididae.
AUGCAUCCGGAUCUGUCGUCGCAUUUGCACGGUGCUGAGUGUAACGAACUCAUAGCUGCGCUGAAGAAAUGUCACGCUGAUAAUAAAUUCAAGAAAUUCGUGGGGGCGUGUAAUUCAGUGGAUGCAGCGCUCACAAAAUGUCUGAAACGAGAAUUGGAGUCGAAUCGGUUGAAAAACAACAAAAAAGCUAGAGAACGACAAGCGGAGUCGCAACGAAGGAUGGCUGCAGAAUCUUAG